Messenger RNA from Rhagoletis pomonella (apple maggot), 1281 nucleotides. Its product is annotated as pickpocket protein 28-like. The transcript is spliced from 4 exons. Gene Ontology annotation, molecular function: ligand-gated sodium channel activity. Gene Ontology annotation, cellular component: membrane. Lineage: Eukaryota; Metazoa; Arthropoda; Insecta; Diptera; Tephritidae. The coding region runs from base 1 to 1281 and encodes 426 amino acids. Gene Ontology annotation, biological process: sodium ion transmembrane transport. The record is from RefSeq and is a predicted model, not a curated record.
AUGGAGGAUACUAUUUACGGCUGGAAUACAUUUGGUGGUUUACUUUUCAACGUAUCUCAAUCCUGUGAACGAAUGUUGCUUCAGUGCACUUUCGGUGGUUAUAAAUUCAAUUGCUCGCAAAUAUUUCGUCAAGUUCUAAGGGAUGAGGGGAUCUGUUGCACUUUCAAUAGUCUGGAUCCUGUCUUUCAAUUUGUCAAUGGCUCCAAAGCAUUUGGCUUUAACGUAAAAUAUCCGCCUGAAUUCAAACCAGUGGCUUGGAGUUUGGAAAAGGGCUAUCAGCAGCCUUUACCCAAAUAUUAUUAUCCCAUGAGGGCGGUUGGUAUUGGCCAAUCACUCGGAUUAAAUAUCAUUCUAAAUGUAGAAAGCGAUGAGUAUUAUUGCUCGUCAGGAAAUAGUAUUGGCUUCAAAAUAGCCGUACAUGAUCCGCACGAAGAGCCAACCGUACACGAAACGGGUGUAUUGCUAUCGGCUGGUUUUGAAACUGUAGUACGCAUUACGCCUCGUAAAUUAAUUUCAGCAGACAAAUUGCGUCAGUUGGAUGUGAAAAGAAGGAAUUGCAUAUUUGAAAAUGAGUACAACUUAACAUUCUUUGCACAUUAUACCGCUGAUAAUUGUAUAUACGAGUGUAUAGUGGAAAAUAUGCGAUCGCGUUGCGGUUGUGAGCCUUUCUAUUUGACUUCAUACAAUUCGAAACUGGCAAUUUGCACCCAAAAACAUAGCGAUUGUUUCGUAAAUAUUAAAGCAAGUAGAACUUGUGAUAAAUGUUGGCCCAACUGCGUUCGGAAGCGAUACAGUACGAGUACAUAUUCAGCUAAGCUCGAAGAUACUGGAAUAGAUAUAAAUAGUCCAAUACUUAGUAACAUGAGUAUUGCUUAUGUGCAGGAUAAUAUUGCUAUUGCGAAAUUUUACUUUAAACAAGGUGUGUAUGAGUGUACGAAGCAGGCGCCUUACUUCGGUUCGAUUGAUGUACUGUCCAGCAUUGGUGGUCUCAUAUCCAUUUUCUUCGGCUUCAGUUUCAUUUCGUUGGCCGAAUUCAUCUAUUACAUCUGCAUGCGCCCGUUGCGUUCGAUGAUUUCAGAGAAACGUUCGGAAAAGGAAGUUUUUUUGCGCAAACCAUGUCUACGAUUAGCUAAUCGACCCAAAACACGUUUUGUGAAUCCUUACAAGCAACCGUCGUACAAAUUAAAAACACAGAAGAGCCUCGCUUUACCACGAAAAGUGUGGCACAUCAAUGCUGGCAACCUUAGUUUGCCAAAUCCAAAUGGAGAACAAAUGCAGUAG